AUGUCUUAUAGUAGAAAGAAGUUAUUAUUGAUGGGUAGAUCAGGAUCUGGUAAAUCAUCAAUGAGAUCAAUUAUUUUCAGUAAUUAUUCUGCAUUUGAUACAAGAAGAUUAGGUGCUACUAUAGAUGUUGAAUUAUCUCAUUUAAGAUUUCUUGGUAAUAUGACAUUAAAUCUUUGGGAUUGUGGUGGUCAAGAUGUAUUUAUGGAAAAUUAUUUUACUAAUCAAAAAGAUCAUAUUUUUAAAAUGGUUCAAGUUUUAAUUCAUGUAUUUGAUGUUGAAAGUAAAUCUAUAAAUAAAGAUAUUGAAAUUUUCGUUAAAAGUUUAACAAAUUUACAAAAAUAUAGUCCUGGUGCUAAAAUAUUUGUAUUAUUACAUAAAAUGGAUUUAGUUCAACUUGAUAAACGACUAGAAUUAUUUACUAUAAUGAUGGAUAAAUUACAAAAAAUAAGUAAUCCUUAUAAUUUUAAUCUUGUAGGAUUUCCAACAAGUAUAUGGGAUGAAUCAUUAUAUAAAGCAUGGUCACAAAUUGUUUGUUCUUUAAUACCAAAUAUUGAUGUAUUUAAUAAAAAUUUACUCAAAUUUAAUGAAAUUUUAGAUGCUGAAGAAAUUAUAUUAUUUGAAAAAACUACUUUUUUAGUAAUAUCAUCAACUGCAUCAAUUAAACAACAACAUGUACAAUCACAAGAAGAAUUGGAUCCAAAAAGAUUUGAAAAAAUAUCAAAUAUAAUUAAAACUUACAAACAAUCAGUAUCAAAAUUAAGAGCAAAUUUUUAUAAUUUAAUUAUAAAAGGUAGUAAUAAGAAUUUUUACCUCGAUGUAUUAACUGAAAAUAUGUUUAUAAUGGUAGUAUUAAAAUCACAACAACAACAAAAUGAAGAAUUACUAAUACUUGAUAAUAUCAAAAAUGCAAGAAAAUGGUUUGAAAAAAUUGAAAAUGAAAAUUAA
Molecule: messenger RNA, 945 nt
Organism: Insectozyma verbasci
Lineage: Eukaryota; Fungi; Ascomycota; Pichiomycetes; Serinales; Debaryomycetaceae
Source: the annotation of a GenBank genome assembly